AUGUUUUCCAAGAAUCUGGUUACAUUGCUUACGCUGGCACUUGGUGCAUUCGCACAAGAUGCAACUGCUCCUAAGGGCUCUGAUGUCGUUAAGCUAGAUACAUCAAGCUUUGCGGAAUACAUCGAAUCACAUCCAUUAGUACUAGCAGAAUUUUUCGCACCAUGGUGUGGUCAUUGUAAGAAUUUGGCACCUGAAUACGUGGAGGCUGCUAGUGCCCUAAAGAAGGAUAACAUUUCAUUAGCUCAGAUCGAUUGUACAGAGGACCAAGAGCUAUGUAUGGAUCAAGGUAUCAGAGGUUACCCAUCUUUGAAGGUUUUUAAGGGUGGUGAUCCAAGUAAGGCCCUAGAAUAUGAAGGUGGUAGAACCGCUGAAUCAAUUAUCAACUACAUGGUUAAACAAUCAUUACCAUCAGUCCAAGUUUUUGAUGAUGAAAAGGCAUUUGAAGAAUUGUUAAAGGAAUCAGUACAACCAGUUGUUGUUUUCAACGGCGACAAGAAUUUGAACCAAACUUUCCAUAAAGUGGCUGACAGCUUGUUCAACGAAUUUACAUUUGCUAGUUUCGAUGGUGCUAAAGAAUAUUUGGCAGUACAUCUACCAAAUGAAGAUGAGCCAAUCAGUUUCAAGGGCGACCGUAAGGGUAUAGAGAAGAGUGCGGAUGAUCUAGAAGCAUGGAUUAAGAUUGAAGGUUUGCCAUAUUUCGGUGAAGUUAACGGUCAAACUUUUGGUGCUUACGUGGAAUCCGGUUUGCCAUUAGCUUACUUCUUCUACAACGACGAUGAUGAAAGAAAGGAAUACAGCUCAUUUUUCACAAAAUUGGGUAAAGAAUACAGAGGUAAAUUGAGUUUUGCAGGUUUAGAUGCCCGUAAAUUCGGUAGACAUGCUGAAAACUUGAACAUGAAGGAACAAUUUCCACUAUUCGCAAUCCAUAACAUGAGCAGCAACUUGAAGUACGGUGUGGCUCAGUUGCCAGAUGAGAAAUACGAAAAAUUGGAUAAACCACUUAAGUUGAGCACAAAGGAAGUCAGUAAAUUGGUUAACGACGUCGUUUCCGGUAAAGCUGAACCAAUCGUGAAAUCUGAGGAAAUCCCAGAAAAGCAAGAAAGUAACGUUAUCAAGAUUGUCGGAAAGACUCAUGACCAACUGAUUGAAGACAACAAAAAGGACGUUCUAGUCAAGUACUACGCACCAUGGUGUGGUCACUGUAAGAGAUUAGCACCAAUUUAUGAACAAUUAGCAGACAUCCUAGCAUCUGAUGAUAAGACUAGUAAGAGUUUUGUCAUCGGUGAUAUUGAUGCUACUGAAAAUGACGUCCCUGGUGUGGAUCUUGAAGGUUACCCAACUAUCAUCCUUUACCCAGCAGGUAAGAACUCCAAACCAGUGGUCUUUGAACAAGAAAGAUCAGUGGAAUCCUUUUUGGCCUUCUUAAAGAAGAACGGUGGUACUAAAUUAGACUUAGAAAAGGUUUACGAAAAGUACCAAGCUGAACAGAAAAAGGCUGAUGAAGACGAAAGUGAUGAAACUGGACACGACGAAUUGUAG
Molecule: messenger RNA, 1539 nt
Organism: Zygosaccharomyces rouxii
Lineage: Eukaryota; Fungi; Ascomycota; Saccharomycetes; Saccharomycetales; Saccharomycetaceae
Gene: PDI1
Product: protein disulfide isomerase PDI1
Exons: 1
Coding region: 1-1539 (512 amino acids)
Biological process (GO): response to endoplasmic reticulum stress; protein folding
Cellular component (GO): endoplasmic reticulum
Molecular function (GO): protein disulfide isomerase activity
Source: RefSeq, a predicted model, not a curated record